Molecule: messenger RNA, 2034 nt
Organism: Pseudozyma hubeiensis SY62
Lineage: Eukaryota; Fungi; Basidiomycota; Ustilaginomycetes; Ustilaginales; Ustilaginaceae
Exons: 1
Coding region: 1-2034 (677 amino acids)
Biological process (GO): protein modification process; protein transport; endosome to lysosome transport
Cellular component (GO): ESCRT I complex
Molecular function (GO): ubiquitin binding
Source: RefSeq, a predicted model, not a curated record
AUGGACCAUGCCGUUGUGCAGAAGUGGCUGCGUAGCGUCCUCGGCCCAUACACGGACCGCGACCGAGUCUUUGCCGAUGUCGACCGCGCUUUGAUAGCCGUUUCUUCCCUCUCACCGAAGACGGAGGUCUUCACUUUCAACGAUGGCAGAACGCAGCUGCUCGUCAACCUGGAAGGUACAAUCCCAGUUGACUUUCGCAACACCACGUACAACAUCCCCGUAGCUUACUGGAUUCCACGAGACUAUCCUCGCGAACCACCCAUGGCUUUCGUUGCGCCCACCCCGGACAUGGCCAUCCGCAAGGGACCCAAUGUCGACCCGAGCGGAGAGAUCGGCGGAGACUACCUAAAGCGGUGGCGAAGUAAGCCGGAAGCAUGCAACCUGCUCGACCUGAUUCACGACUGUCAGCACAUGUUUGGUCGUGAACCUCCGGUCUAUGCAAAGCCGAAGCCUACACCCGUCUAUGCCACUGCUGCCUCAUCUUCGCCCUUUGCGGCGCAUCAGCAGCAGCGCUCCCAGCCCUCGACACCGCAGCGCCAUGCUAGCACCUCGAGCGACCUGGCAGCACAGCGCAUGGCACAUGGAGCUCCGCCGCCAAUGCCUGCAUCACCGCAGUCACCGCAAGUAACAGCUGGCCCCUCUUUUCAUAAUCAGAGCUCGCAUGAUCCGCGACAGAAACCUCCUCCUCCAGCACCUGGCACACCGUCCGCCGUGCAAGAUGCACACACACCUCAUCGGCCUCCUAAACCACCCUCCUCUUCUGGUCCGGAUGGUGGCUACGCACCGAGUCCUCGUCCGCAGAGUUUUGCGGCACCCGGUGAUCAGCAUGGCUGGUCGUUGCAUGCAAGGGAAGUCCAAUCGCCACAACAUAACGGAACUCCACGCUUCGCUUCCGAGGAAGCGCCAAGGCGCUCAUCAGGAGCAGGCUUGGCCCCGCCGGGCUUCGGACAUCCUUCUCAAUGGGCCGGUCCAAACGCGGCACAACACGCACCUCAAUCGCCGCACUCUCCCACGAAUUCAGCGCCAUGGCAGCAGGGGACGCCCGACCGUCAGCAGGGCCCACAGCCACACCGUCACAGCUCGCAGCACUAUCCUCCGCAGCAUCAGCAUCCACAUCAUCCACAGCAACAGUUGCCCCAUCAACGCUCUCAUACAUAUCCUUACCCAACGACGGACUUGCAUCCCGGACCACAUCCUUCUCACGCCGGUGCUCCGAUUUCGGGACAGAGAUACGUGCAGCGAAACGGGAACGUCCAUUCCCAACAUACAGUGGGGCCACCACAAUCGCAAUCGCAAGCAUCGCCUGUACCUGGUGCGCAUGCAUACCAGCAGUCUUCCAGUGCCCAACUCGGCACAUCCUCAAAUGGCGCGAACGGAUAUCGAGACACGCCACAGCCUGCUCUUGCACCCAAGCCGAAAGGCGUCAACCUGUUGGAUGACGAAGAAGCCGACACCGCCAGCGCGUCCUCUCCUAGUGCUGUGGGCCAUGGUGUGGGACAGCCGAGAGACCCAGGUGUACCACCACCACCACGACCCAUGAAUCCGGAGUUGCUGGCAUUGCACGAUCGAGUGUUCACCAAGAUCGAUUCACGACUCUCGAGCCUCGCCUCGACGCUCUCCGCCUCGAACGCGAGACUCGAAGUUCUCUCUUCCGACUUGGACCGCGGUUUACCCGCCAUUGAAGACGAGAUGUCGCGGCUUAAAGCGGUACGUGACGUAUGCCAGAUCACUGGCGACCGACUCGAUUCGUCCGUGAACGAGAUAACAGAAUCAUUGCGAUCUAUCCAAGCUAGGGAAGACCCGGAUCCGGACAGCAUGGUGUUAGCUACGAGCAUCGUGGGCAAUCAAUUGGUGGAUCUGGUAGCGGAAGACAAUGCGAUUGAGGAUACGCUGUAUCAUCUGGGUAGAGCGUUGAAUGCCGAGAGGCUGGAUCUGGAGAGGUUCUUGAAGCAGACGAGGAUGUUGGCGCGAGAACAGUUUAUGAAGAGGGCUCUGGCGAUGAAGAUCUCAGACGGGAUGGGGUGGGCACAGUGA